UUGGACUUGCUGUUAAAAUAAAAAUAAAAACUAAAUUUUUUUUGGUUUUGAGAUGGGGUGUAAAAAGAAAGUACUCGCUGUACAUGUACUCGUCUUCCCCUUCCCAGCCCAGAGCCACGUAAGCAGCAUGCUCAAAUUCGCAGAGCUUCUCUGUUUAGAAAACCUCAAGGUCACCUUCCUCAACUCCCAUUAUAUUCACGAUCGCCUCUUCCGUUGCACUGACGUUGAAGCUCGUUUUGCAAACUAUCCCGGAUUAAUCCGCUUCAAAACUAUACCCGAUGGGUUACCAGAAGACCACCCACGCUGCGGUCAUGACCGAUUUAGAGAGAUGUUUGAAUCGACAAGAGCUGUGACAAAGCCACUCUUCAGAGAGAUGAUGGUCUCUGGCGAACUGAGCUUGGGAAGUAGUACUUGGUCGCCGGUGACCUGCAUUGUGGCUGACGGAGUAAUGAGUUUUGCUAUUGAUGUGGCCAAGGAUAUCGGAAUUAUGAGCGUCGCUUUUCGUACCAUUAGUGCUUCUUGCUACCGGGCUUAUUUUAGUAUUCCUCGACUCAUUGAAGCAGGCGAGCUGCCCUUCCAAGGAAACGUGGACAUGGAUAUGCCAAUAGAGCACGUGCCCGGUAUGGAGGGCUUUCUACGGCGCCGAGACCUCCCAGGAUUCUGCCGGAGCAGCAACCUGGCCGACCCGAUUCUCCAAUUUGUUAUUAGUGAGAGCCAGCAUAACGCCAGAGCCGACGCGCUCAUAGUCAACACGUUUGAAGACUUGGAAGCUCCUGCACUCGCCCACAUACGCACCCACAUCAUCCCAAACACCUACGCUAUCGGACCGCUCCACUCGCAUUUACAAACAAGACUCGGAGGCAAAACGGCUGUCUCUUUAUAUACUCUUUGGGAAGCGGACAGAAACUGCCUGACGUGGCUGGACACGCAGCCCUCCAAAUCAGUCGUUUACGUAAGCUUUGGAAGCGCUGUUGUGAUGACGAGGGACCAGCUCUUGGAGUUUUGGUAUGGUUUGGUUAAUAGCAAGAAACGGUUCUUGUGGGUCAUGCGGCCAGACUUGGUGACCGGAAAAGACGAAACGCCGAUUCCGGCGGAGCUGCUGGAGAGGACGAGUGGGGUAGGGUGCUUGGUGGACUGGGCCCCGCAAGAGGAGGUACUGGGCCACCGAGCAAUUGGCGGGUUUUUGACCCACAGUGGGUGGAACUCAACCUUAGAGAGCAUAGUGGCUGGAGUGCCUAUGAUUUGCUGGCCUUACUUUGCGGAUCAAAUGGUGAACAGUAGGUUUGUGAGCGAGGCGUGGAAGCUUGGGGUGGACAUGAAAGAUUUGUGUAAUAGAGGGAUUGUGGAGAAGAUGGUGAAUGACCUGAUGGUAGAGAGGAGGGAAGAGUUUGUAAGAUCAGCGGAUGAGAUGGCUAGGUUGGCAAGAGAGAGUGUGAGCCGAGGUGGGUCCUCGUUUUGUAAAUUGGACCGUCUGAUCAAGGAUAUCAGGAUCAAUAGCCAGCGAGCCUCUAAGACAAGCAUCAUAUUUGAUGUUAAUUACCCUUUCAAUCUUAAUCGAUCAUAA
This is a messenger RNA of Corylus avellana, 1564 nucleotides long. The record is from RefSeq and is a predicted model, not a curated record. NCBI's taxonomy places the organism in Eukaryota, Viridiplantae, Streptophyta, Magnoliopsida, Fagales, Betulaceae.